AUGUUCCUCAUGACCUUGAGGUGGCAGGGACCUUGGAGGGCAGAGAGGGGCUUGGGCGAGCGGGAGGAAGGCAAGUACCUGUCCCUGGGGGAGGUGCAGGACCUUGUCCAGCCGUCCCCGGCCACGCUCAUGGCCGUGCUGAAGUGGCUGCAGGGGCACGGCGUGGAGAGCUGCAGCAGCGUUGCCACCCUCGAUUUCCUGGAGUGCCAGAUGCCGGCGAGCCUGGCCGAGCGCCUCCUGCCCGGGGCCCAGUUCCACCGCUACGUGAAGGGCCAGCGCAGCGUCGUGCGCUCCCCGCUGCCCUACGCCGUCCCUGAGGAGCUGGCGGAGCACGUCGACUUCGUGGGUGGCCUGCACCGGUUCCCCGCGGAGAGGAGGGUGGUGAGCAGAGCCUGGGACGGGAAGGACGCGGGGCCGAGGCAGCAGCACGGAGCGAGAGCGGGUUUCCACCUGGGUGUGACGCCUUCCAUCCUCCGCCAGAGAUACAACAUGACGGGGGCAGACGUGGGGCUGCACCCCAACAACAGCCAGGCCUGCGCCCAGUUCCUGGAACAGUAUUUCCACCAGGCUGACCUGGCCGAGUUCAUGCAGCUCUUUGGCAGCAGCUUUGGCCACCGCUCCCAGGUGGACCACGUGGUGGGGCACCAGGGCAAGGGCAAGGCUGGGCUGGAGGCCAGUCUGGACGUGGAGUACAUCAUGAGCACGGGCGCCAACAUCUCCACCUGGGUCUUCAGCAACGCAGGUACCCACCCCCCUGCUCCGCGGGGAGACGCG
Messenger RNA from Calidris pugnax (ruff), 774 nucleotides. Its product is annotated as tripeptidyl-peptidase 1-like. NCBI's taxonomy places the organism in Eukaryota, Metazoa, Chordata, Aves, Charadriiformes, Scolopacidae. The annotation marks the transcript as partial. Gene Ontology annotation, molecular function: serine-type endopeptidase activity; tripeptidyl-peptidase activity. The transcript is spliced from 5 exons. Gene Ontology annotation, biological process: proteolysis; central nervous system development. The record is from RefSeq and is a predicted model, not a curated record.